Messenger RNA from Asparagus officinalis (garden asparagus), 1417 nucleotides. RefSeq names its product PTI1-like tyrosine-protein kinase 1. The transcript is spliced from 8 exons. Gene Ontology annotation, molecular function: ATP binding; protein kinase activity. Gene Ontology annotation, biological process: protein phosphorylation. NCBI's taxonomy places the organism in Eukaryota, Viridiplantae, Streptophyta, Magnoliopsida, Asparagales, Asparagaceae. The record is from RefSeq and is a predicted model, not a curated record. Bases 13 to 1182 code for a protein of 389 amino acids.
UUUUUUGCUUUAAUGAUGGAUGAACCAAAGAAAAACAAUUCAUCUGUACAUGCACCUUUGAGGUUUCUUUUCAAUAUUUUCUGGCGAUUUCGUAGAUCAUUUGUUAAAGUGAACAAAGCUUCAAGGAUAGAAGAGAAUGGAUCACAGAAAAGAUCGAACAAGCUUGUGAAGAAACUACGAAAGAGUCUUGGACUCUCCGCCGCACCUAAGGGUGAACCGAGAGAACUAACAGUUUCAAUCGAAUUGCCUGAACUUUCUAAAGAUGAAGUGAACAAGAAAACUGAAAAUUUUGAUUCAAUGUAUUUGAUUGGAGAAGGGAAAUACGGUAUGGUAUAUUCUGCAAUACUGAAACAUGGAAAACUAGUAGCAAUAAAGAAGCUCAAGUCGCCGUCAGAGUCUGGGUUCAGCGCCGUAUCAAAUAAUGAUUUUCUAGCUCAGCUUCUGAGGAUAUCGAAACUGAAGCAUGAGAAUAUCGUGGAGCUUCUGGGUUACUACGUGGAUACUGAUGUUCGUUUGCUGUCAUAUGAGCAUGCCACGUAUUCACUUCACGCUGUACUGCAUGGUGGAAGUGGAUACCAAAUCUCAGCUUGUGAUCCUGUUCUGAGUUGGGCUCAGCGUGUAAAAAUUGCCUAUGAUGUAGCAAUGGGAUUAGCAUUCCUUCAUCAGGAGAACAUUGCGCAUCAGGACGUCAAGUCUAGCAAUGUUCUUUUAUUUGAGGGCUUUAAUGCAAAAGUUGAUUUUAACAUUGGUAACCCUGAUCUGGCUACUCAUCUUAACUCUAUGCGAGUCCUGGGGACCUUUGGUUAUAAUGCACCAGAGUAUACCGUCACCGGUUCUUUAAAUGAGAAAAGUGAUGUAUAUAGCUUCGGUGUUGUUCUCUUGGAGCUUUUAACAGGUCGAAGACCACUGGACCGGACAAAACCUAAAGGCCAACACAGUUUAGUUAAUUGGGCAACUCCAAGAUUGGUCGAGGAUCAGGUACACCAGUGUGUAGACCCAAAGUUGAUGGAGCAAUAUCCAAUGAGUGAAGUGAUUCAGUUUGCAUCACUUGCUGCGCUCUGUUUGCAAUAUGAACCUGAGUUCAGGCCAAAAAUGAGUACUUUGAUAUGGAAGCUUGAACAGCUAGCAGGCUUGAGGCCUCAACCUUCAGAAGCCUCAGAAAAUGAGUCAGGAGUGAAAUAGUCUCUUUUUUUUUGGCUAUUUAGUGAACAAAAACUUACAGCCAAAUUUUGCCAGCGGAUCGAUCAUGAGUUAUUUUCAUCCAGCCCACUGUUUAAUGUUGAUCCCGUGAGAGACUUGUUGUUUUUUAUGUGGAUUAACCUGAAGAGAGAGGUAAUAAUCUUAUCAUGUAUGUCAAUUUUUUGGGGUUCUUUUCUUGGGAUUUUUUCCCCCAUAUCCUGCACUUGUUUCAAUGCUC